GGCGCACUUUUCCAUCGGCUCAAAACGGGCGCUGCCGCCGCGGAACAUUCAAAAAUCAUAAAAAUCGUAAAGCGACAGCAAUUCGAAUAAAAAUAAAUUAGCAUAUUAUUCCGUCGAUUUAAUGUCCGGCCAGUGAGUGAAGUGUUUGGAGCAGCAGCAGCCGAUCCAAGACAUACGCGAUGGUGCAGUUCCAGGGCAAGGCAGGCGCCGCUGGUGAGCUCAUUCACAUGGUGACCCUGGACAAGACGGGCAAGAAGUCCUUUGGGAUCUGCAUAGUGCGAGGGGAGGUGAAGGACUCACCCAACACGAAGACCACUGGGAUAUUCAUCAAAGGCAUCGUACCCGAUAGUCCUGCCCACCUGUGUGGCAGGCUGAAGGUGGGCGAUCGCAUCCUCUCGCUGAACGGCAAGGAUGUGCGACACUCCACCGAGCAGGCGGUCAUCGAUCUCAUCAAGGAGGCGGACUUCAAGAUCGACCUGGAGAUACAGACGUUCGACAAGAGCGAGGAGCAGGCCAAGACCGAUCCGCGCAGCAAUGGCUACAUGCAGGCCAAAAACAAGUUCAAUCAGGACCAGGUCCCCGUUAACACUAUGGGGAUGGGCCAGAGCAUGGGGCAGGGCCAGGGCCAAGGGCAGGGGCAAGGCAUGGGCAUGAACAGGCAGCCCACGAUGCAGAAGCGGAACCAAACCUUCACGGCCUCCAUGAGAAACAAGCACGCGGCAAGCAACUAUGCGGACGAGGACGAUGAAGACACCCGCGACAUGACCGGACGCAUCCGCACGGAGGCGGGGUACGAGAUCGAUCGUGCCUCUGCAGGCAACUGCAAGCUAAAUAAGCAGGAGAAGGAGCGCGACAAAGAGCAGGAAGACGAGUUUGGAUACACGAUGGCCAAGAUCAACAAGCGGUACAACAUGAUGAAGGAUCUGCGCCGCAUCGAGGUGCAACGUCCGGCCAGCAAGCCGCUGGGAAUCGCCCUGGCCGGCCACAAGGAUCGACAGAAGAUGGCCUGCUUCGUGGCGGGCGUGGACACCAACGGCACAUUCGCCAGCGUGGACUUCAAGGCCGGCGACGAGAUAGUCGAGGUGAACGGCAACGUGCUGAAGAACCGCUGCCACUUGAACGCCUCUGCCAUAUUCAAGAACGUGGAAGGAGAGAAGCUCGUAUUGAUCACGUCACGACGCAAGCCCAACGACGAGGGCAUGUGUGUCAAGCCCAUCAAGAAGUUCCCGACGUCGUCCGACGAGACCAAGUUCAUCUUCGACCAGUACCCAAAGGCGCGCUCAGUUCAGGUGCGUAAGGAGGGCUUCCUGGGCAUCAUGGUAAUCUACGGUAAGCACGUGGAGGUGGGCAACGGCAUCUUCAUCUCGGACUUGCGCGAAGGUUCCAAUGCAGAGGCGGCGGGCGUCAAAGUUGGCGACAUGCUGCUGUCCAUCAACCAAGACGUGACCCUGGAGUCGAACUACGAUGAAGCAACGGGGCUGAUCAAGCGGGCCGAGGGCGUUGUGACCAUGAUCCUUCUGACACUCAAGAGCGAGGACUCCAUACGCGCCGAGAAGGAGGCGGAGGAUAAGAAGAAGGAGGAGGCCAAAAAGGAGGCGGAGAAGCCGCAGGAGCCCGCGACAGCCGAGAUCAAGCCAAACAAAAAGAUCCUCAUUGAGGUGAAGGUUGAGAAGAAGCCGCUGGGCGUCAUAGUGGCUGGCGGCAAGAACAACCACGUCAAGACUGGCUGUGUCAUCACACACAUCUACCCGGAGGGAGCAUUGGCCGCGGACAACCGUCUCAAGAUCUUCGAUCACAUCACCGACGUCAAUGGGAAGCCGGUACACGUUGCGAACAUGACCACGCUGAAGGUGCACCAGCUGUUCCACGUGACUUACGAGAGAACCGUCAAUUUCACCGUCUUUCGCGCCGAUCCGCCCGAGCUGGAUAAGUUCAACGUGGAGCUCAUGAAGAAGGCGGGCAAGGAGCUCGGCCUCUCCCUCUCGCCCAACGAGUUUGGCUGCACCAUCGCGGAUAUCGUACAAGGCCAAUAUCCAGAGAUCGACAGCAAGCUGCAACGCGGAGACAUCAUUACCAAGUUCAAUGGCGAUGCACUGGAGGGGCUCACUUUCCAGGUGUGCUACGCACUUUUCAAGGGCGCCAAUGGAAAGAUAUCGAUGGAGGUGACUCGACCGAAGCCCACGCUGCGCACCGAAGCGCCCAAGUAAUAGGCAGAGUCGAACACUCGCGAAUACAUCCUCCAGAGCUGCGACAGCAGUCCAUUGAAUAAAAGAUCCGACAACUCUUAAGUGAAAA
Messenger RNA from Drosophila pseudoobscura, 2295 nucleotides. RefSeq names its product inactivation no afterpotential D (gene inaD). The record is from RefSeq and is a predicted model, not a curated record. The transcript is spliced from 9 exons. Gene Ontology annotation, molecular function: protein binding. Lineage: Eukaryota; Metazoa; Arthropoda; Insecta; Diptera; Drosophilidae. The coding region runs from base 180 to 2207 and encodes 675 amino acids.